ACAACAGUGAAGAAGAUAUGGAUGGCUGGAGAUAUUCUCAAGUGCAUAAUGCAAUCCUUGGCCCAUUUGGAGAACUCCUUACAGAGGAUGAUAUCAUUUAUUUGGAGAAGCAAAUAGAAAGUGUUCAGAUAAUGAAGAAAUGCCAGGAGUAUGAAAAUGAGCUAGACCGCCUAGCAGAAGAGCUGAGAAAUAUUUUACCAGCUCCCAUUGUCAACAUAACAGUCAACACCCAGCUGAUGCAUCAGAACAUUGCAAGGGAUGGACACCCAGCACUGCCACUGUGGUGCAACAGGAUUUCUGGAAUUGUAAGAAACAUGUCCCUUCUACUGACCAAUGUUAGUGACACAGAUCGAGGAGCCAGUAAAAAGGCAGAAAUAUCAAAAAUGCCCAACAGUGAACUGAUAACUGUGUUUUCAGACAGAUCAGAAAUGAAGAGCUCAAGAGCAAGCAGAGAAAGUGUCAAAAAGGAAAUCCACCAAUGUGGUGUGUCAGUUAGAAAUCUGCGGGACAAUUUUGAGAAGCAGUUUCCACAGGAUAUGGCUGCUAAUGAGAACAGAAGGUUAGCAGAUAUCAAACAAGAACAUUUUGAAAAUUUCAAAGAUGGUCAGAGUGGAGCUAAUGGAGAACAGCAAGCUUACCAAACUAAAACUGAUGACGUGGAAGAUGCAAGUGAUUCUGGAGUGAGCUCAGAAGGAAGUACAAAAGAAGGAAGUGUGUCUCAUACUCCAGUAAAAGAAACGACAAGCUUACGGAAGGAACGCAUUGUUGUUCUCUUUCUGAGUCACUGGAAAAAAUCCACAUACAAUAUGCUUAAAGCCAAAGAGGAACAGAAAGAUCAGAAUAAUGAAGGAGCAGGACUGGCAACGAAUAAGCAAACGUCUGUAGCAGGGACAGACACUCAGAUCAAGCAUUCAGUUGAUGACAACAAGCUUGGUCACUUUUUCCAGCAAAGAGCAGUCAUCUCUAAACUUAUAAGCAACUGGCGUAAAAUUAUAUCUCAUGUUCCUUCAAGGCAAAUAAGACGUUUACAUAACCAACAGAUAACUUAUUCUCCAGAGCAGUUUCUUCCUCGUGUAAAUGGGUCUCCUGUUGACUACAACACCCUUACUCUUGACCUCUUCAUGCUAGGUUACUUUCACAUCCUGGAGUUAGACUUGCCAUCAGAAGAACGAAAGAUGAGGCACCUUCUGUGCUUUGAGGUUUUUGAUCAUCUUGGCAACUACACCUGGGAAACCGUGCGUUCAUUCCACAAAGCAGUCAUUGAUGAGAUAGCAGCUGGGAAACGAAUGUGGGAGGAUGGGUUUGAUGACAUCAAGCUUAGAUUCUUUAAUGGUUCUGAGGACACUGCCAAGAUGGGGCGAAGCACAAAACAAUCACAUGCUGCAAAUGACAGAGCACUGCCCAAGGUAAUUGUUCAAAGUGCCACUCCAGACGAGGAUGAAAACCUUCUGAAGAAUGGCUCCUGCCUCAGUGAUUUCUCUAAUGAUGAAAUCUGCAAGUACAUUGACAGAAGCUUUGCCUUCUGGAAGGAAAAGGAGGCAGAGAUGUUUGACUUUGAAUAAUGACAAUUUAGUGAUGCUUUCUGCAUAUAGGACAUAAAAGUAAUUUAGUAAAUCAUAAGAUGUCACUCAGCUAAUGAUAUGAUGGCAUCAGUAAAAAAUGGACUUCUUUUAAUAUAUGCACCUGUUCUUAUAUUUGAUCUCACAUGUGUAAUAUGUUGUUUAAAACUUUUGUCACCAUCCCCAAAUUUUAAGAAUGUGACACAUUCCUUUGGGUGAGUAUUCUUUGUUAUUUAAGGAGCAGGUGUUCACAGUAGUUGAUUAUGUUGUAAGCUAACAAUUGUUUGUAGACUCUUAGCCAGGUGAAAGUAAGAUCCAUUUAUGAGAGAUGAAGUAAUGGUUGACAUGUUUUGUAAUGAUGGCGUACUUUUAAGCAGUUUGUUGCUACAACUAUAAAAAUUAGUAAUGUUUAGCAUGUUUCAUAAUGUCAGACAUUAUCCACCAUGAGCAAUAAAAAGUUGAUCUUAAACAUUUACAGCUUUUACUUUCAAACCUAACUGUUGUUAACUUCUUUAAAAUCCAUUGUACACUACCUGCACAGAAUACAUAUUAACAUUUACUCAAAGGAAUUUGUUUUGUAUCCUGAGUUGGUGGAACCCUUGAUAAUACUCUUUCAAGUUGUAUCUCCUUUCUUAAUGACUGUAUACCCCCAUCCCACUGAAAGAAACCUUAGAUGCAAGUUCAGAGUUGACUGAGUCAGUGACAGUUUGUUAAAAAAUGAUUUACUAAAUCAUGUUUCUGUGAAACACAUUUCUCACAACCCUGUUUACAUCACAGUCUUCUACAUUUAAGUUAAGCUGCCUUUAUUUAUAGGGAUGGGGAUAUGCCCCCCUCCCCCAAUUUGUAAGACUGU
Messenger RNA from Protopterus annectens (West African lungfish), 2412 nucleotides. RefSeq names its product espin like (gene ESPNL). Gene Ontology annotation, cellular component: cytoplasm. Gene Ontology annotation, molecular function: actin filament binding. The transcript has a single exon. The coding region runs from base 18 to 1562 and encodes 514 amino acids. The record is from RefSeq and is a predicted model, not a curated record. Lineage: Eukaryota; Metazoa; Chordata; Ceratodontiformes; Protopteridae. Gene Ontology annotation, biological process: actin filament bundle assembly.